This is a messenger RNA of Diuraphis noxia (Russian wheat aphid), 2510 nucleotides long. RefSeq names its product Stork-head domain-containing protein knockout (gene ko). Gene Ontology annotation, cellular component: nucleus; cytoplasm. NCBI's taxonomy places the organism in Eukaryota, Metazoa, Arthropoda, Insecta, Hemiptera, Aphididae. Gene Ontology annotation, molecular function: RNA polymerase II transcription regulatory region sequence-specific DNA binding. Gene Ontology annotation, biological process: regulation of transcription by RNA polymerase II. The record is from RefSeq and is a predicted model, not a curated record.
CGGUCGUGUAACGAGCGUUGUCUGUUGUGCGCGUUCAGUGAGUUCUGUUUAUAUUAUACACUUCCGAACCCCAUGGACAUGUGCGACUCGGAUGACUGCUUAAAUUGUGAUUGGUGCUAUCGUCGUGGUUAUUGAACGAUGAGCGCUCGCAGCAGCAGUCGAAUCAAAAGUCCCGUGGGAAGCAGGUGCCACUACAUACUGAAACGAUGUAUGGCCAUCCAUCUGCAGAAACAGUCACUCGUUCAGUAUGUCCCGCAACAAGCGGAAACUUCGCCGUACUGGAUGUACGACAACGGGUACCUAAUAUUCCAGAGCUUUUUGGAAUCAAAUCUAAAAUGUGUCUGGAAUCGAAGUCUCGUGGAGGCGAUGCAAGUGGUCAAAUACGAGGGAUACGUAUCCCCGGGAGUAUUGUUGCUCACCGGUGAUCCGUGCUCCAUGGAGGUAAUACGAGGCGCCUGGUGUCGUAAUGUACUCAGGCCACCUAAUAGUUACGUGAUCACUAAAAUCGGUGACGUGGAAGACUGUGUGGUGGAGGAUUUGAACCAAGGACAAUUUACGCCGUUAUCCGAAGCCCUAUGCCUGGUCAUACUAGAGCUAACCAGCGCAAACCAAAAUGCCACAAUUGACACUGUGCGUUCAGCCCUUAAAAUAUUUUUCUCUAACAUACAACCGCCGGCCGAACACAUUAUCUACGACGCAAUGGUCAAUCUCAUGUCCGAUAAUAAGUUGUUAUUACUUGUAACUUCGAUUUGUAAUUCGGACGAUAAAACUCUUUCGCCCAGGCGGAAUGCAUCCAGUGAGAGACUGGGUAGGCGCAACUCGUUCAGGUCAAACUCAACGUCCCGUCGCUUACAGGCCACUUUGCAACGGAGCGGUUCGAUGAGACAGAUAUCGAACAAAAACAAAACGGACGAAUACUACGGUGGUGUGACUUCAGAGCCGAAAAARUCGCCKGGUAUUUUUUCGAGACUUUUCGGCAGUCGCAGAUCGAACUCCAAAUCCCGAAAGUCCAACAACUAUUGUUGUGCCACUCAAUUCCCUCCGGACGAAUGGUUCAACAAAAGCGUACAAUCACAACACUCGAUCUCCACACAAACGGAAAAGGACGAGGACGACAGUAAGUCGAAACAACAGUGGCCGGCCGCGAGGUUGACGAGGAGCGCGACGUUGCCGAGGAAAUCGCGUACCGUCACGGCGGGUUCAUCGUCRUUGGCCUGCAGCAGUGGCGUCGACGGUUGCGGCGGCUGCCACGCCGACAAAACCCCAGCUGCGGUCAAAAAGGCGUACCCUUCGAGCGGUUCUUCCGGAUACAACUCGCUGCCCCGGAUGAACGGUGGCCGGAAGUCGGGCUGCAUCAAGAACUCGCCGUCGUCAGAGCUGUCGUACAAGAUCGCCGCCGGAGCGGCCAAAGCGGAAACUGGCGACGCGUCUUGCAGCAAGCCGGACACGCCGACCGGAAACGGCAGCAACUUCGAUUCGAGUUACAGCUGCGACGAGAUAUCCGUCAACGACUCGUCCAUCACGCUCACGGUGGUCGCGACGCCGCCCGCCAAGCCCAAGACGGCCGCGGACUUGCGUCGCGAAUACUUCCGAGGCCUGAGCAAGUACGGUACGUCCGCGGCCACCAGCGGAAGCAGCAGCACCGCCGGUGGCGUCCGCGGUAAAGACCACCGACAACAGCAACAGCAACAGCAGCUGCAACAGAAACAGUACUUCAACCGCAGCGGCGGAAGCGGGCGCGACAAACAGGCGAUCGCCGCGAGUCUGCACAAAUACCUCGACAACGCGUGUAAAAUUAAAUGACGGUAUAUACCUAGUUCACUGGAACCUUCUCUACACCACGCAACCAUCACCGGUUUUUCUUCUUAUAACAUCAUCUUAAUAUAUUAUAAUAGUUUUCCGUUAUUAUUUAAUAUAAUAUUAUUAUUUCUUUUUGGACGACCAUAAUUUGCAUCGUCGUUAUAUAUAUAUAUAUACUAUACGACAUAUUAUAUAUUUAUGCGUAGGUAUAUAUCGUAUACAUAUGCAUGAAUAAUAUAAUAUAUUAUAAUAAACAUUAUAAAGCAAACAACUUAUAUCAUACUAACACGACGUAUAUUAAUAAUUUUCAUGAAAUUAUUACUAUGCAUAAUUUACAGGCAUACAUUAUUAUAGUAAGUAUACACAUAUCAUUAUAUUAAUAUAUAAUAUUGUAUACGGGCUGUUAUAAAUAUUCGGCUGUGCGCAAUAGCAAAUUAUAAAAAGGUCAACAUUAUUGUAAGCUCAGUCCCGAUCACGAUGAAUACAUAGUAAAAAUUGAUGUGCAAACUAAGUCACGAUUUUUUUUAACCAUGUAUGGGUUUAAGCUGGGGAAAAAUAAUCGGAGACGAAUGUGCAAUCCAUCUUUUUAUUCUCACCUAUUAUAUCAGGGCCAAGUUUACAUUUUCCUGUCAGAUAUACUAUAUUUUAUAGUAUAUAUUGACACAAACAGUUUUUAAAUUAUAUAUUUUAACCUACUAUGAUCCAUCUAU